Molecule: messenger RNA, 2833 nt
Organism: Solanum verrucosum
Lineage: Eukaryota; Viridiplantae; Streptophyta; Magnoliopsida; Solanales; Solanaceae
Product: mitogen-activated protein kinase 15
Exons: 10
Coding region: 556-2262 (568 amino acids)
Biological process (GO): protein phosphorylation; intracellular signal transduction
Cellular component (GO): cytoplasm; nucleus
Molecular function (GO): ATP binding; MAP kinase activity
Source: RefSeq, a predicted model, not a curated record
UUGAACGUACAGUAGUAGAGAUAUUCCAUCUUCUUUACCUUUUUCUCUUGUUGGGUGUUUCCAAGAUCUGAUUUUUACUCAAUUUCUCUCUCUAAAAAUUGUAUCUUUAGCAUAGUUAUUAACAGUUUUCAAUCUUAACAUUGUUGUAUGUGCAUUUCUAAAUCAUUGACAACUGUUGUUUGUUUGUUGAGCUUUUUCUAUUUAGUGGAGUACUUUUAUUUACAGCUAUAUCCCAAUUUUGUUGUCAUAUAGUGCCACCCACAAACUCUUUUUUUACUCAUAUUGGAUCUUGAAAGCUGUACAAGGUUUUCCCAUUCUUUACCCUUUCUGCCUGUUCCUGAGAUUUGGGGUUGUUUUUGGGGUUUGAACUGUAAGAUUGUUGGUGGGUGUUGUUUGAAUCUGAUCAUUUGUGUGGUUACUUUUGGGUUCUAGGUAUAGUUUUUGAUCUAUAGGGUGGAAGUCAACUUGGUUGAGUUACUUUUUUUGGAUAAGAUUCUUGACCUUUUUGCUUAUUGCUAGCUGUUGUUUGUGGUUUUGAUGCUUGCCACCUGAAGUAUGCAGCCUGAUCAGCGAAAAAAAGGGUCUGGAGAUGUAGAUUUCUUUACUGAAUAUGGUGAAGGGAGCCGAUACAAGAUAGAGGAAGUUAUUGGCAAAGGUAGCUAUGGUGUAGUAUGCUCUGCGUAUGAUACCCAUCUAGGGGAAAAAGUUGCAAUCAAGAAGAUAAAUGACAUCUUUGAACAUGUCUCUGACGCCACACGUAUCCUUCGUGAGAUCAAGCUUCUUAGGCUUCUUCGGCAUCCAGAUAUAGUGGAAAUCAAGCAUAUAUUGUUACCUCCUUCUCGGAGGGAAUUCAAGGACAUCUAUGUUGUCUUUGAACUCAUGGAAUCUGAUUUGCAUCAAGUCAUUAAAGCAAAUGAUGAUCUGACGCCGGAACAUUAUCAAUUUUUCCUUUAUCAGCUUCUUCGAGGGCUAAAAUAUAUACACACAGCCAAUGUCUUUCACCGUGACCUGAAACCCAAAAAUAUAUUAGCAAAUGCUGACUGCAAGCUUAAGAUCUGUGACUUUGGUCUUGCAAGAGUGGCCUUCAAUGAUACUCCUACAGCUAUAUUUUGGACUGAUUAUGUUGCCACAAGGUGGUAUAGGGCUCCUGAAUUGUGUGGAUCAUUUUUCUCUAAGUAUACACCAGCAAUUGAUAUAUGGAGCAUUGGAUGCAUAUUUGCAGAGCUAUUGACUGGGAAGCCUCUCUUUCCGGGUAAAAAUGUGGUUCACCAAUUAGACUUGAUGACCGAUCUGUUGGGCACACCCUCCCCAGAAUCCAUUGCCAGGAUAAGAAAUGAAAAGGCUCGGAGGUAUUUGAGCAGUAUGCGUAAGAAAAAGCCUGUACCUUUCUCCCAUAAGUUUCCACAUGCAGAUCCCCUUGCACUUCGUUUGCUAGAAAGGAUGCUUGCUUUUGAUCCUAAGGAUCGUCCUAACGCAGAAGAGGCUCUCGCAGAUCCAUAUUUCAGAAAUCUAGCCAAAGUGGAAAGAGAACCUUCUGCUCAACCAGUUACAAAAAUGGAGUUUGAAUUUGAAAGGCGAAGGAUAACAAAGGAGGAUGUGAGGGAGCUGAUAUACAGAGAAAUUCUUGAAUACCACCCAAAAAUGUUGAAGGAGUUCUUAGAGGGGCAAGAACCAACAAGUUUCAUGUACCCAAGUGCCGUUGACAAAUUCAAGAAGCAGUUUGCAUAUCUUGAAGAGCAUUAUGGCAAAGGAGGCACUGCUGCUCCACCUGAGAGGCAGCACUCAUCAUCCCUGCCUAGAUACAGGGCUUGUGUAUUAUAUUCAGACAAUUCAGUGCAAAAUCCAGUUGAAGUUGCAAAUGAUCUUUCUAAGUGCUCUAUCAAAGAAGAUGAGAAACCACAAGCGGACCGGAGUUCAAUGAUCCCCAUGACAAGGCUGCCUCUACAAGUUCCUCAGAAUGUUCAAGCAGGUGGUGCUGCAAGACCUGGGAGGGUGGUCAGCUCAGUGUUGCGCUACAACAACUGUGGAGCAGCAGCGACAGCAGCAGAAGUCAUUGAACAGCGAAGAAUUGUAAGGAACCCUGGUGGUCCGACUCAAUAUCCCAUUUCCAAUACUUCGUACCCUAGAAGACAUCCCAGCUGUAAAAAUGAAAGGGGUGAAGAUAGUACUGAAGUUUCAAAUGGGGUGCAGCCAAAACCUGAACAGUACAUAGCAAGAAAAGUAGCUGCAGCACCAGGUGGACCUGGUAAUCAAUGGUAUUAAAUUUGGAAUCUCCGAUCAGCCAUGUUACACUAAGCUUUCCAUUUUCCCAAGGAUGGUUCUCAUAAAACACACCAUAUGCAAGCUAAUUUGACUGUCAGCCAUAGUUUUCUCACAUAAUGCCAAGUUCAGGAUUGCUUGGUAAUUGAUGCGGGCACAUGAACUUGAAGAAUCCCAGUGUGAUUUUGGUUGGUUGGUUCAGACAUCUAUGUACAACUCGUUACUUAUAUUUGUCCUCUGAAGUUUAAAAGGUUCGGCAUGGAUUCUCCUCCAUGGGCAACUCUUGUUCUGUGAUCUUGAUAGAAAUGGAAGCAAGUGAUAAAGAUGGAUGUUGGUAGCUGAUGACAUGAACUACUACUGAUAUCAGUUUACCUCUACAUGUUUGUUCUUUUCCCCUCUCCCUUCAUUCUUUGCAGAAAAACUGUAGAGACGCUUUAUACUUUUGUUAAUGACUAAGACAUUGAUGAUCUUAACGUGUAACCUAUGACAUUCUUUAUUAAAUAAGGACCUCUAUGUUUCUGAUGUUCCUGCACUCUGUAAAGCAGAAGAGGGACAUGAAACUUUUGGUUGAAGC